GGCAGUACUGACACCUGAGUCCGUCUAGAAAGACUGGCAACACUGAUAUUCCCUCUCUAACUUAUCAUAAUACAAUGCUCAAUUCUAAUCAGCUCCACUUCAAGGCAUGUUGUUGUUCUCUAUUAAUCUCUCUUCAUUGUUGUUUUCCGAGGAUUACUCACUCGUCACUAGGAGGAGCCGGGCAAUUCAGAGACGUUGCGUACAACAUUGGUCAAAACCAGGAUAAACAGUUGCAAACAAUUAAUCACACAAACAACAUGAAUGUUUCGGAGCCCAAGAGGAUCUCGCAUCAUCUGUUGAAAGCGGACCAUGUUUUUGAUGGAGAAAAUAUAGAAGAAGGUUGGUGGGUGCUAGUAGCUGAUAAUCAGAUAGCAGCUUUGGGUAAGCCUGGUGAUUUUUGUGUGCCACCAGAUACAAAAAUUGUAGAACUAAAAGGCCAAACCUUAAUUCCAGGUAUGAUAGAGGGGCAUUCUCACAUGUUCCUCCACCCUUACAAUGAAACAAGCUGGAGUGACCAGGUGUUAAGAGAGAGCCGUGCAGAGCGAACAGCUCGUGCAGUAAAUCAUGCUCGGUCUACUUUGUUGGCUGGCUUUACCACUGUCCGUGACUUGGGGACUGAAGGAGCUAUGUAUGAUGAUGUAGGUUUAAAACAAGCGAUCGAUAAAGGUGUUAUACCAGGUCCUCGCAUACUGACAGCUACGCUUGCAAUCGUGGCAACCGGCAGUUAUGGCCCGCAAGGAUUUAAUGAAGCCACUAUGGAGAGCAUAAUAAAAGGUGCCGAAGAGGCCGAUGGUGUUGACGCGCUGGCUAGAGUAGUGCGAUCUCAAAUUGGGCAUGGUGCGGAUGUAAUUAAAAUGUACGGUGACACAGGGUCAGGGGCAGUUACAUUUAGCUUGGCUGAAUUGCAGUUGGCUGUGGAAAUUUCUUCAAGUAGUGGUCGAUAUGUAGCAGUACACACCUAUACAGAGGAGGGAAUGCGAAGGACUAGUUUGGCAGGUGUGCGUACCAUUGAACAUGGCGAUGAUGGCACUCCUGAAAUUUUUGAAUUAAUGAAGCAGAAGGGCGUUGCUUUAUGUCCUACCCUGGCUGCUACAGAAGCCAUUGCUAGUUACCGAGGCUGGAAAAAGGGUGUUGAUCCAGAGCCGGAAAGAGUAAAGGAGAAGCACAGGUCCUUCAACUUUGCACUGCAAAGUGGAGUGACCAUUUGCAUGGGAGGUGAUGUUGGCGUUUUUCCACAUGGUGAUAAUGCUCGCGAGAUUUUACUUCUUGUCGAAUAUGGUAUGGAACCUAUCAAGGCAAUGCGAUCAGCCACCUCCAUCAACGCAGAGGUAUUUGGUUUAAAAAGACUAGGUCGCAUUCGCCCUACCUAUCUGGCUGAUCUGAUUGCUGUGAGUGGGAAUCCAGCAGAAGAUAUCACUUCCCUAAAACAUGUGAACUUUGUGAUGAAAGAUGGUGUGAUUUACAAGCAGUAAGCAGCAUUGUCUAAAGCUGUGGUUUAAAAUGGUGCAAGAAUGUAAUACUCCAGACACGUAUAUAAGAAAGUGUGAGGAUGGGCACAAAAGUCCAUGCUUCCAUGCAUUACCAUCACUGAUUAAAUUCACUCAAUACUCAUUUUCAUUUAUUUCUCUAUUCUCAUUUAAGCGUUUGUUCAAAGUACCACUUCAUUCAUUUAAGAUGAUUCUACGUACCUGAUGUAAAUAUUUGUAUGUAAACUUACAAGAUAAUAAAAUCAUGAUGAUACUGGAGGUGGUAAA
Messenger RNA from Bemisia tabaci, 1754 nucleotides. RefSeq lists its product as uncharacterized. Gene Ontology annotation, molecular function: hydrolase activity, acting on carbon-nitrogen (but not peptide) bonds. The record is from RefSeq and is a predicted model, not a curated record. Lineage: Eukaryota; Metazoa; Arthropoda; Insecta; Hemiptera; Aleyrodidae.